AUGAACUCCACGCCUGCGGCCCCUAGUGGUCAUACGUAUUAUACAAUUCUAGGCCUAACCCGCAACCUGCUCCAAGACCAAGCGGCCGAGCAGUCGCAGCUGGUAACCAAGCGGGCCUACCACCGGGCUCUACUGCAAAAUCACCCAGAUAAAUACCCACAACCUAAGAGUCAAGGACCUACUCACCCAAAUUCAACGACAUAUAAAUCGGCUACGCAGUCUGACAUUUUUACAAUCGACCAAAUAUCCACCGCCUACAAAGUGCUCUCCGAUCCCAGGUUGAAGGCGGAGUACGACCGGUCGUUGGACCUUACACCUAAUAAUCAGGGCCUCAAGCGCGAGCUGGCCUUCCAAACAGGCAUCGAGAAUGUGGAUCUAGAUGACUUAGACUUUGAUGAAGAAGCAGAGUGCUGGUAUCGGAGCUGCAGGUGUGGCAAUCCUCAGGGUUUCUUAUUUAUGGAGGCAGACUUAGAGGAGGCGGGGGAGACCGGGGAGUUACUCGUCGGCUGUCAAGACUGUAGCCUGUGGAUGAAGGUACAUUUCUCCAUUGUGAUCGACUGA
Messenger RNA from Colletotrichum truncatum, 561 nucleotides. The record is from RefSeq and is a predicted model, not a curated record. Lineage: Eukaryota; Fungi; Ascomycota; Sordariomycetes; Glomerellales; Glomerellaceae.